Molecule: messenger RNA, 1293 nt
Organism: Plectropomus leopardus (leopard coralgrouper)
Lineage: Eukaryota; Metazoa; Chordata; Actinopteri; Perciformes; Serranidae
Gene: orai1b
Product: ORAI calcium release-activated calcium modulator 1b
Biological process (GO): store-operated calcium entry
Cellular component (GO): membrane
Molecular function (GO): store-operated calcium channel activity
Source: RefSeq, a predicted model, not a curated record
UCCGAGCGCGCAGCCUUAUGGGUAAUGUAAGGUGCAGACAGUAUAACACGCUGAAGAAAAAAACAGCUUCCGCAGUUCCGUCAGCUGGCGAGGGUACAUGUUUUGUACCCUGUUGGCAUGUUGAGGGCUUGUUUCUGUCGUGUUCCGCAGGAGUAACGAGGUAACUACGUCCCCGGUGCUCGCGCAGUUCUUGGAUAACGGGAGCAACAUGAGUCUGAACGAGCACUCACUGCAAGCUCUGUCCUGGAGGAAGCUGUACCUGAGCCGGGCGAAACUGAAGGCUUCAAGCCGGACAUCAGCUCUGCUCUCUGGAUUUGCAAUGGUUGCCAUGGUGGAAGUGCAGCUGGAUAACAGCUAUCCUUACCCACCUGCUCUCCUUAUUGCCUUCAGUGCCUGCACCACUGUGCUGGUGGCUGUCCACCUGUUUGCUCUCAUGGUCAGCACCUGCAUUUUACCCAACAUAGAGGCUGUCAGCAACGUCCACAACCUCAACUCUGUGAAGGAGUCUCCACACGAGCGAAUGCACCGACACAUUGAACUGGCAUGGGCUUUUUCUACAGUCAUUGGGACUUUACUCUUCUUAGCUGAGGUGGUUCUACUCUGCUGGGUUAAAUUUUUGCCAGUUAAGCCCAAAUCAUCCAGUAAUAACACAGUUUCAGCUGGUGUGGCUGCAGCUAUAACCUCCACGUCUAUUAUGGUCCCCUUUGGUUUAGUCUUCAUAGUGUUUGCAGUGCAUUUCUACCGCUCCUUGGUCAGCCACAAGACUGACAGACAGUUUCAGGAGCUGGAGGAGCUCUCUAAUCUCACCAGGCUACAGAAUGAGCUGGACAACAGAGGGGAGUCGUCUAUCCUGCAGUCUCCAAGCUCACAUUUCCCAUAGUGAAUUAUGAUGGAUACAGCUAUGUUUGUACUCUGACUGCUUGGGAUAUCACCAAGCCAGAAGCCACAGUAUUGGCUUCUAGUUGUUUUUUUUACAGGAAUGAAGAUGUCUCACCUCUUUGUUGUGAAAUUUACUUUUGUGAAGAGUAUUUUUAGUGAAACACGUUUGAUCAACUGUGAACUCAAAAAUCUGCCGUAAUGCAUGUGAUUUGGAAUUGGAAAGUCGUAGACCGAAUUGAAGUCUUAAUGAUGAUAGCUGCUUAAUGUAUCCCUUCAUGGCAGAGACAACUUAACAAUAACUUGGAAUCCUGUCUGUUGCCUGCUGCAUUUAUGUGCCUGUCAGUGAACACUGCAUUUGUUAAUAUAUAUUGUUGUGUUUUGUAAACCACAAGUAAUUAACUUGUUCCUCUUUAA